This is a messenger RNA of Parnassius mnemosyne (clouded apollo), 1516 nucleotides long. NCBI's taxonomy places the organism in Eukaryota, Metazoa, Arthropoda, Insecta, Lepidoptera, Papilionidae. The record is from the annotation of a GenBank genome assembly.
AACUAAGCCAUCACUGGAACUGAAACCUAGAAGGGUUUUUUAUUUUAAUAUUAAUAAUUUUAACCGUGAUUCUAAAUCACUUUAUUUAUCCUGUUGUUAAGUUGUUCAAAGUUUAAAUAAAACAUGACGGAGCAACAAAUGGACUGUGCAUUAGAUUUAAUGCGCCGAUUACCUCCUCAACAAAUAGAAAAGAAUUUGACCGAUUUAAUUGACCUAGUCCCGAGUCUUUGCGAGGACCUUCUGUCGUCUGUAGACCAACCCUUAAAAAUCGCUCAAGAUCGCAGCAACGGAAAGGAUUAUCUUCUUUGCGAUUACAACCGUGAUGGUGAUUCAUACCGUUCACCUUGGUCUAACACAUAUGAUCCACCACUUGAAGAUGGUUCUAUGCCCUCAGAGAGAUUGAGAAAAUUAGAAAUUGAUGCUAAUCAUGCAUUCGAUCAAUAUCGUGAAAUGUAUUUUGAAGGUGGAGUUAGCUCUGUUUAUUUGUGGGACAUGGAUCAUGGCUUUGCAGGUGUGAUUCUUAUAAAGAAAGCUGGUGAUGGCUCCCAAAAGAUAAAAGGCUGUUGGGACUCCAUCCAUGUUGUAGAAGUUGUGGAAAAAAGCUCAGGUCGGAAUGCACACUACAAGUUGACCUCCACAGCAAUGUUGUGGCUGCAGACUAAUAAAGAAGGCAGUGGCACUAUGAAUCUGGGGGGAAGUUUGACUAGACAGGCAGAACAAGACUCUGCUGUGAGUGAUGUAACACCUCAUAUUGCUAACAUUGGGCGCAUGGUCGAAGACAUGGAGAACAAGAUCAGGAAUACUCUAAAUGACAUCUAUUUUGGCAAGACAAAAGAUAUCGUGAAUGGCCUUCGGUCUGUUGUCCCCGCGGAUGUUGCGCGGAAGACUGCGGCCCUACAACAUGACUUGGCUCUCGCGCUCCAACGUCGCAAUGUGGUUAGAACCGACUGAGCAGAGGUAUUGCAUACAGAUGAGAUGGAGAUAUCGGGUGAGUACGAACAACGACGCCAGUAGGAUAUUAACACCUCACUGUACAAGUUACUGAAUGUGAAAAUCUAUGAGAAAUUACUAAUAAUAAAUAAAGACAUAUAUUUGGUGUUCAAUGCAUCGUGUAUGGUGCUUCAGUUAAUAAAAUAGUCCAUUUUAUUUGAUAAUGUUGCUUGGAUAGUAAUGUAAGUGAAAAGAUUGUGAAUCUGUAUUUGAUUUUGUUAUCUGUAUAUUAGAAAUUACAGUCUAAAUAUCCCGAAUACCACCCAUCUCAUUUUCAUUUGCAGUUGCAUUUUUGUCGCUUAGUAAUUUUUAAUUGUAAAUUAGAUAUUAUAUUUUUUAAAUUAAGGUCAUAUCUAACAGUAAGAGAUUCAGUAUAACGACUUUUGUCAUUACUAAUAUUAUUACAUUAAUAAACCAGUUCUAUUUGUUUACUGCUAACAAUAUAAAGGAGGACUUAUGUUAUUUAUCUAUACCUCCAUUUUUACAAUAGUGUUAAAUUGGCCUCUCUAAAUAAACAUGUAAAUCU